This is a messenger RNA of Darwinula stevensoni, 501 nucleotides long. The record is from the annotation of a GenBank genome assembly. NCBI's taxonomy places the organism in Eukaryota, Metazoa, Arthropoda, Ostracoda, Podocopida, Darwinulidae.
UGGAUAUUCUACACCGAAAGAAACUACAACUCUGGGGACUUUGGAAUAGUUGAAUGGGUGUUCGGAGAUAAUUACUGUGGGAACUUGGGGCCUACAAACAACGAUGUCUCAUCCCUCAGGUAUGCAGGACGUCAAAACAACUGGAAGGAAGACGCGAUCACGCUUUAUGGACUCACUGUAUUCUCUGGUAAUGCUCAUUUAGACUUGAUAGACUCAUCCGAUGUACUGAUGCCCAGCGUACAGUCCAUCAUCAUCUCGGGUGAACGUGAUUGGACAGUCUAUUCACUCCCGAACUUCGCUGGGAUCGAGCAUUGCCUAGUGCCCGAGGCUGGAAUGUACGUGGGCUUUUUCCCGAACCUCUCCCUACUGGGGAUCAACUCGGUGAGGUCCUACAGGAAAGGAUGCUUUAGCGACAAGAAGAUCCGUUCUGGCCAACACGGUGUUGUCAUGGACAGGGAAUAAUGCCUUCGCAAGAUUCUUUCUGCAGAAAAUAAAAGACAU